AUGGACACUGUCACCAAGACCGGAGACGCAGCGUCUCAGCAUCAGACCGAAGAUGUUGAGCAAUUGAAGCAUCACAGCCAAGCCCCCACCAAGGGCGCCGACCGAGCGGCAAACAUGAUCGGAGACCAGCAAGUUGAGGUUACAGAGGAAGAUAACAAGCGCAUCCGCCGAAAGACCGAUAAGCGAAUCCUUUCCAUCCUCAUCUGGGUCUACUUCCUCCAGAUUCUCGAUAAGUCAGUCCUUGGAUAUGGCGCCAUCUUCGGUCUCAGGACAGACUGCAACCUCACUGGCGAUCAAUACUCGAUGGUCAGCUCCAUCUCUGCCAUUGCCCAGCUCGCAUGGCAGCCGUUCUCCUCGUGGCUUAUUGUGAAGGUUCCUCACCGCAUCCUCAUGCCCUCCCUCGUCUUUGGAUGGGGUGUUGCUCAGUGCUGCAUGGCCGCUUGCCAAAACUACCAAGGGCUUCUGGCAACUCGAUUCCUUUUGGGUCUCUUCGAGGCUGGCUGCUUGCCCUUAUUCUCGGUCAUCACAUCCCAGUGGUACCGCCGCGCUGAGCAGCCCAUGCGAGUCGCAUGCUGGUACGGCACCAACGGUCUGGCAACCAUGUUCGCGGCUGCCGUUUCUUACGGCCUGGGCCAGAUCAAUGGCUCGAUCCACUCGUGGCAGAUCCUCUUUAUCUUCGUCGGUCUCAUGACCGUCCUCUCGUCCCCGGUUGUCUACUUUCUCCUCGACAACGACAUCCCUUCUGCCCGGUUCCUCACUGAGCACGAGAAGCUCCAGGCUAUUGAGCGUCUGCGUGCCAACCAGACUGGUACUGGUAGCCGCGACUUCAAGUGGAGCCACGUUUGGGAAGCUCUUAUUGAGCCCAAGAGCUACCUCUUCGUCGGUAUGGCCAUCUGUCUCAACGUCACUGCCGCCGUCACGAACACCUUCGGCCCCAUUGUCCUUGCCGGCUUUGGCUUUUCCAGCUCCAAGACGUCUCUUCUGAACAUUCCCUUUGGAGCUGUCCAGCUUCUCGUUAUCUUCCCUGCCUCUUGGCUGGCCCACCGUUACCGCAUCAAGUCCGUCUUCCUGGCUGCUCUCAUGGCUCCGGUCCUUGCAGGCGCCAUUAUGCUUUACAUCCUGGACCGCAACAGCAUCCCGCCCUUGUUGGUCGCAUACUACAUGCUUGCCUUCCUCUUCGGCGGUAACCCUCUCAUCGUCUCAUGGAUGAUCUCCAACAUCGCCGGUACCACGAAGAAGUCCGUCCUGUUGUCUCUGUACAAUGCUGGGUCUUCUGCUGGCAACAUCGUCGGUCCGCUCCUCUUCAACUCCAAGGAUGCACCGCAGUACAGACCCGGUCUUACCAAGGUCAUGGGAAUCACUUGCGCUCUGCUUGCUAUCAUCGGUCUGCAGGUGAUUGUCCUGUUCAUCUCCAACAAGAUGCAAGAGCGCAAGAGAGUGGCGAACGGAAAGCCCAGGAAGAUUAAGGAUUUGAGUAUGGAGCGCCACUACGUCGAUGGCAGAGGGGAGGAGACUGAGGGUGUGCACUUGGGAGAGAAUGCGUUCUUGGACUUGACGGACAGCCAGAACGACGAGUUUGUCUAUGUUUACUAA
Colletotrichum chrysophilum is the source of this 1593-nucleotide messenger RNA. RefSeq lists its product as uncharacterized. The record is from RefSeq and is a predicted model, not a curated record. Gene Ontology annotation, cellular component: membrane. Gene Ontology annotation, biological process: transmembrane transport. The transcript has 2 exons. NCBI's taxonomy places the organism in Eukaryota, Fungi, Ascomycota, Sordariomycetes, Glomerellales, Glomerellaceae. The coding region runs from base 1 to 1593 and encodes 530 amino acids. Gene Ontology annotation, molecular function: transmembrane transporter activity.